ACCGCCACUGUGAGAAUCACUGUUCUGGAUGCCAAUGAUAAUAGCCCACAGUUUAUCCACACUACACUGAGAGCUGAUAUAAGUGAAACGGCAACCCCUGGGGAAUUCAUCACCCAGUUUUCAGCCACAGAUGCCGAUAUACUCAACAAUGCUGCAAUACAGUUCAGCAUUGCAAGUGGUAACACAGACAACACAUUCAACCUGGAUGCCAAGUCUGGCAAGCUUUACCUACAGAAGAAGCUGGACUAUGAACAGACCCCUCAGUAUCUGCUAGAAAUUAUGGCCAGUGACAGAGGAAGUCCUAGACAGGACACAACAGUUAUUUUUGUUGUCAGUGUUCAGGAUUCCAAUGAUAACUCUCCCCAGUUUUCCACACAGCCUGCAGUGUUCCAUGUUGCUGAGAAUAACAACCCCAAUAUCCCUGUUGCAGUUUUAACUGCCACCGAUUUAGACUCUGGAACCAAUGGAGAAAUAAGAUAUUCCAUCCUCCAUCAGGACCCUGUUGGUGACUAUUUUGACAUUAAUCCAACUUCUGGACAGAUAAUUGCCAAAAAGAGAAUAGACAGGGAGUUGAUUGGUCGUUUUAACCUCACAGUUAAAGGAACGGACCAAGCCACACCUGUGAACACACGUAGAUCAUCACUGAAAACUGUCACUAUCUUGGUUGAUGAUGUGAACGACAACGCCCCAGUUUUUACAUCACUAACAGCAGCGGUGGUGUCUGUGUUGGGACAGGCAGGCUCUCAGGUCAUGAAUGUGCAUGCUGAAGACCCCGACGCGGGACCUAAUGGGGUUGUCACGUACACUCUAUCAGGAGGAGAUACAAACUUAUUCACCCUACAGAGCAACACGGGUGUCCUCCUCUUAAAAUCAAGCAUCCCGAGUUCACGUCUCAAAUACUCCGUCACUGUGACAGCGACAGACUCGGGCACCUCGAGACUUUCCUCAACAUCAACCAUCGAUGUCAUCAUUAAAGCUACCACUGAGAAUGGGCCCGCGUUCACUGGGAACACCCCCUACAGUGGAUCAGUGUAUGAAAACCAGACCCCAGGGACCAGUGUAUCUGUUCAAGUGCAGGCCAGUUCCCCAGGAGCUCAAGUAGAAUACUACAUCACAGGGAUUACCUCCAGUGGUCAACAAAUGCCCAGGUAUUUCGCUAUUGACCGACAGACAGGUGUAGUGACCACAGCAGUGUCCCUGGACUAUGAUCUUGGACAGCAUAGUUUCAGUGUUGAUGUUUAUGCCAUAGAUGUAUCUGGCAGCACUAGCAAGACUAGGAAGACACAGGUCUCUAUCACCUUACUAGACCAGAAUGACACCCCUCCCUCCUUUGGGUCAUCUCUAUAUGAAGUGGACGUCCCUGAAGAUGUCCAGCCUGGCUACGUGGUGGCUAGUCUUGUGGCUCAAGAUGUGGACAGUGAAGGGACAGUGACCUACCGUAUCUCCAGCGGAGACCUGAGUGUGUUCCAAGUGAACGGAAAUACAGCUGACAAUGUGAGAAUAGAUCCUCGAAAAGAGGCUUUUCAGCUACCCGCAAGUAUUCCCAAAGUUGACGAAACUUGUGGGGUCUCUAUCACCUUACUAGACCAGAAUGACACCCCUCCCUCCUUUGGGUCAUCUCUAUAUGAAGUGGACGUCCCUGAAGAUGUCCAGCCUGGCUACGUGGUGGCUAGUCUUGUGGCUCAAGAUGUGGACAGUGAAGGGACAGUGACCUACCGUAUCUCCAGCGGAGACCUGAGUGUGUUCCAAGUGAACGGAAAUACAGGGUCAAUUUUCCUCACAUUUUCUCAUACCACCAAGUAUAAUUUUGAUUGUAAAGAAUGUUUUUGA
Messenger RNA from Lingula anatina, 1830 nucleotides. Its product is annotated as cadherin-related tumor suppressor-like. The record is from RefSeq and is a predicted model, not a curated record. Gene Ontology annotation, cellular component: plasma membrane; cell-cell junction. Lineage: Eukaryota; Metazoa; Brachiopoda; Lingulata; Lingulida; Lingulidae. Gene Ontology annotation, molecular function: calcium ion binding. Gene Ontology annotation, biological process: homophilic cell-cell adhesion.